Sardina pilchardus (European sardine) is the source of this 1770-nucleotide messenger RNA. It is a transcript of the gene gkap1, whose product is annotated as G kinase anchoring protein 1. The record is from RefSeq and is a predicted model, not a curated record. The coding region runs from base 159 to 1316 and encodes 385 amino acids. The transcript is spliced from 12 exons. Gene Ontology annotation, biological process: signal transduction. NCBI's taxonomy places the organism in Eukaryota, Metazoa, Chordata, Actinopteri, Clupeiformes, Clupeidae. Gene Ontology annotation, cellular component: Golgi apparatus.
AGAUGCAUUGCAGAUUGAGCGAUAAGUUCUAUUGGGAGCACUAGGCGUUGAACCACAAAUAUGACGUUUGUCCAUCGGAGCCACCGUAUGCAUCUACCAACACAGCCAUAACGCUUGCUGAAAACAGUGCUCGUAAAAAGUUUGAGACGCUAUGUGAGAUGGCUUCAGCGGUAAUUUCGGUGCCUACCACAGCCUCGCGCUUUGCUCUGCUCCAGGUCGACUCUGAUUCGGACUCCGACUCAGAACCAGGAAAGAAGGGCGGAAAGAGUGGAAAGGCGGGAGCGGGGAAGUUGGGUGGAAAGACAAGUCAGAAUUCUGAUAAGAAGAAGGAGAAGAAGAAACGCAAAAAGGGCCAACAGCAGAAUGAAGCUAAUGAGCUCAGGAACCUUGCCUUUAAGAAACUUCCACAGAAGACUGGAGCUGCGGCACCAACGCCAACCCUGCAAGGCCUGGCCAAUGAGCUGCUGCAGCCUGGCUCUCAGGCUGGCAACGGAGAUCACGCUGGCGCGCCGGAGGGCUGGCAGCAGUGGAAGCAGAGGGAUGAGCAGCUUACCAGUGAACUGUACGAAGCUGACCUGGAGAAAGCACUAAUUCUCAGCAAGCUUGACUUUGAGCAGCAGAAACCGGAUCCUGUGAGUUUAGAGCAGGCGUCACCCAAAGCCAAGAGCUCAGGGAGCAAGAAGGAGAAAAAGAAGAAGAACCAACAGGGCAAGGACAAGUGCCUCACUGUCUCCCUUAAGGAUUUCCAGACAGAGGCAAACAUCGAUCAGCUGAGCAAGCGGGCAGAGAAAGAGGAGUCCAAAGCUGUAAACCUACCUGCGCAUGAUGACAAGUUCUUUGACAAGUUAGAGAAUGAAGUGAGCAAAAUUGUUCAGAGAGACAAACGACGAGAGCAGUUCUCUAACAGUGCCGGCCAGGAGGUCAACACCUCUUCAGAAUAUGAACAGGUGAGACUUCAAUCUCAAAGAAGCAACCAGGAUGUGAGAACUGAGCAAUUGAAGUUUGAACUGGAGAAGAAAGAUGAAGAAAUCACCCAACUAAAAAAGACUAUAUCUCAGUGGGAGCUGAAGUAUAGGGAAGUGAAGGCCAGAAAUGCCCAGCUUCUCAAGAUGCUCCAACAGGGCGAGAUGAAGGACAAAGCAGAAAUACUGCUGCAAGUAGAUGAAUUGCUAAACAUCAAAGAAGAACUGUCAUCACAGGUGGCGUCAUUACAUGGUUCUUUAGAACAAGAACGGUCAAAAGUAAAAGAGUUGCAAUCAGACCAACCUAGGCAUCAGGGCAACCGUAAGGCGAAAAAAGGCUUGGAGGGCGAUUAAAGCAGACUCUUGGAUCUCAAAGAGCACCGUAACAAGCAAACAAAACAAGUGCACAUUCUUCCUCCUCUUCAGGGUCUCCUCAUUCUCAUGGAUGAACUCAGCGAUUUGUCCAGCCCCCUCCAUUCUCUUACGCCCUCUGCCUACUCCUCUGUCCUGUGUGCUUUUUGCCCUUGAAAUGUUGGCAUGUUUCUCAACAUCCGUUACUGCACUGAAUGGGUUUGUGGCUUAUGUUAUGUUCAAUCCCACAAUGCCUUGUAAAACUACAAUAAAUUGUAAUUUAAAAGAGAUGAUCCUUGACUGAAGUGAAACGCGAGUUCAGAAGAUAAAUGUACAAUGUCCCCUGCUGGCAAAGGGAUGCCAUCACACUCUCUGACCACACAGAGGAUGCUCUUCACUGGUGUCAUAUAGAGGGGGAUCAUUCACAAUUUUAAUAAAAGGAACUUUUUUCAGUCAA